Molecule: messenger RNA, 1530 nt
Organism: Schizosaccharomyces japonicus yFS275
Lineage: Eukaryota; Fungi; Ascomycota; Schizosaccharomycetes; Schizosaccharomycetales; Schizosaccharomycetaceae
Exons: 4
Coding region: 1-1530 (509 amino acids)
Source: RefSeq, a predicted model, not a curated record
AUGGAGUCACAUCUUCAAGCAUUUAAAUAUGAGCUUCUACGGCAUUUCUUUCAAUUAGCUUGUUCAACAACCCAGGAUCAUUACCAGUUUCUCCUCGACAAAAUUUGUAAAUCUAAGGUGCUACUAGCUCACAAUGUGACUGUACAAAAGUUGUUCUCAACCGCCGCUAUUUCAAGAUUGCGAAGGUCUUUUACUACAAAAGUGCUUUACGAUUGGUAUGGUGCUCUUUUGGGUGCUUUCACAGAGCAUGCACAGGAUGCUUCCUACACAUACUCUCUGGCUUUGGUAUGUUUCUGUUUUAAUAGUAUUGCAAAGGAUACUCUUUCCAUGGUUCACAGGCCCUUAAAACAAAAGUUUACUCUUCUUCUUCUUGGUAUUUUAAAUUCUGCUUCCUUGUCUAAUAAGCAAUGCUUGGACCUAUGUGCAGCUUUAUUUUCUUUUGAUAACAAAAUUGCUUUUGUUGAGGACAAUUCCAAGCUACUGCUUGCUUUUUUUCAAAAAAGCUUUUAUGCAAGUAUUUCUGUUCAUUCCAACUUAAUCGUUCAGCUACCGAAAUUAAUUGGAUUGGCAUUAUUGCAAUUGCCGAGCAAGCAGCAAAUACAUGAACUAAAGACUAUGCACACAAACUUGACCCUCCUAUGCAAAGAUGUUAAAAUGGAAUAUCGGAAAGAGUUUUUAUUUUCGGUAUUAAUUACUUUAGAAAUUGUUAUGCGACAACAGGCUCAUAAACGGUCAAGAACAACAUAUGAUUCUGCAAUAUGCACACUUGUUUUGAACAUACUUUAUCAAAUUCGUUUUACUCUUCAAGCUUUGAAAGAUUCUUUUUCUACUUUGGAUUUCGUGCUUUCAGUUGCAUUUUCCCGUUUGGAGAAGAAGGAAGAGUACUUAAAAUUGCUUACCUAUGAGGAGAAAAACGAUUCCACGUACUCCGUUGAAAACUUGAUUUUUGUUUAUUCUUUAUUAAAUGCAUGUCUUCGUCUUCUCAAUUUUCAUGACGGAGACAUCAUAGCAUUGUGUAAAGAGAGUAUAAAAAUCGUGUCUUCUCUCUCUGAUAAAUCGUUUGAAGGAGAUGAAUUGUUAUUUAAGUGCUGCUAUAGCGUCCAUCUUACUUUUCUAACAGAGACAAAAGCACCAAUACUGACUCCUAAAACAAAAAAUGUGUUAAGGACUCUAGCUACAAAAUCUUCUGCAAUGUCACAAUGGGUUACGGAUACUUUUUUGCGAACAGCACAAACAACUGAAAUACGUAAACGUUACUUAGACUUCAUAUUCGAACUUUUUUAUGAGUUUGAACAUACGGAACACAAAGGCGCACUUCUUCUAGCAUUCGUUGCAACACUUAAAUACAUGGAGCAUGAGUCGUUUGACUAUUGGAUUACAUUAGCCACUAUUAUUGAGAAAAGGCUUUCGGAGGAAGAUUCCUUCCACUUUAUAGACUCGAUUCUCGAUAAGGCUUCCUCGUUUUCUUCAAUACAGAAAUCUCGUUUUCUGUAUUCUUGGCUACAAAACGGGUACGGUAAAGCUCGUUAG